AUGACCUCACCCGAUGGAGAAGACAAACAGUGCAAAUUCCCCGUUCCUUCCUUGUCGACCUCGUUCUCGUCAAGACAAGCCCCAGUGCCGAUCCAGGCGACAAGCGGGAAUGUGCAAGAUCUUCGACGGGUGGAUAAUCCAGCCUCACUACCAGGACCAGGGCAGUCCAUGAUCGCAUCCGCGCUCCAGGAAAAUCUUGGUCGCUCGCCUCCAAGGCUCGGAACCCCACCAAGACGGACUGAAUCUCCUGCAUUGCUGAGCCAGCCAGUCAGAUCAAAUUAUGGCUCGUUUGACAACAAGCUCGGAAGGGAAGGUUCGAUACAUUCGACUGCCCCAUUUGAGGACCCCGAGGUCGUGAGGAGGCAUUUGGUACAGCCGCAAAAUGUUGCUGAUUCCAAUAACAUUGGCGACGUCGCGAGUAAUGCCGAUGAGGAUUUCUCUAGCUUGCAAUUGCAGGGAGGAGACAUUACGAGACAGGUCUACAGAUGGGCAGAGGACGCGGAAUCUGGAAGUUCCGUCCGGAAGCCUCUCCGCAGCAAGAGUUUCAGUCUCAGCAGACCUACCCCAGAACAGGAAACAAUGGACAUCAAUUCCAUUCGCAUACCAGGAGGUUUCAGGAGGGACUUCAUACGCAGGACAGUUGGCAGCCCGCAUCCUGAAAACUCCAACAGCCGUGUCCGGGCGCCAACAACGCACAACCCACUCCAUACCAGUAGCUUUCUGGAGUUUCUGACUUUGUACGGUCACUUCGCUGGUGAGGAGCUGGAGGAUGACGAUGAGGUGCUGGGGCCUGAUGAGUACUUCUCCUCUGAGCCAUGGGACGAAACAGAAGACAGGGAACCAGGUGAAGAAUCGGCUCUCCUCCGACCCGAGACUCCUGGCCGAAGGAAGCGUAAACCGCGUGGAGGCACCGGGACCAACACUGUGACUGGAGCAGCUCUUCUUCUACUGAAAUCGUUCGUGGGCACAGGUGUUCUCUUUUUGCCAAGGGCCUUUUUGAAUGGCGGCAUGCUCUUCAGCAGCUUGGUCCUUCUUGCUGUAUCGCUACUCAGCUUCUAUUGCUUCAUUCUCCUUGUUAACACGCGAUUGAAAAUCGAAGGAUCGUUUGGUGAUAUCGGUGGUGCACUUUUCGGCAAGCACAUGCGCCGUAUCAUCCUUGGGUCUAUCGUCCUCAGCCAACUGGGCUUUGUUUCGGCAUACAUCGUCUUCACCGCUGAGAAUUUACAAGCCUUUGUUCUCGCGGUUAGCAAGUGCAAGUCAUUUAUUGACAUCAAAUUUAUGGUGCUGAUGCAGUUGGUCAUCUUUCUGCCUCUUUCGCUGAUCCGCGAUAUUGGCAAAUUGGGAUUUACUGCACUUGUUGCAGACGUUUUCAUCCUGCUGGGGCUGAUUUACCUUUAUUACUACGACGUCCAUACCAUCGUUUCACAAGGUGGUAUCUCGGAUAUCAAGGCUUUCAACCCAUCCACCUGGACUCUAUUCAUCGGAACUGCCAUUUUCACCUACGAGGGAAUCGGUUUGAUCAUCCCCAUCCAGGAGUCGAUGAAGCAACCGCACCGGUUCCCUGGUGUCCUUGCUGGUGUCAUGGUACUCAUCACGAUUGUCUUUCUUUCUGCCGGUGCCCUCAGCUAUGCCGCGUAUGGAUCCGCAACGCAAACUGUGGUCAUCCUCAACCUUCCUCAAGAUGAUAAGUUUGUCAAUGCGGUUCAAUUUCUUUAUUCUCUUGCCAUCCUGCUGAGCACACCCCUUCAACUCUUCCCUGCCAUUCGAAUUAUGGAGAACGAACUCUUCACGCGCAGUGGCAAGUAUAAUCCCGGAAUCAAAUGGAAGAAGAACUGCUUCCGUUUCUUCUUGGUCAUGAUUUGCGCAUUCGUCGCUUGGGGUGGAGCGGAUGACCUCGACAAAUUUGUUUCACUAGUCGGCAGCUUCGCCUGCGUGCCAUUGAUCUACGUGUACCCGCCUCUCCUGCAUCUCAAAGCUUGUGCUCAAUCAAGACGCCAGCAAAUCGCUGACAUUGCUCUUGCCUGCCUUGGGGUCGUUUCCUGCAUCUAUACGACAACGUUGACCAUCUACAACUGGGUCGGCGCAGAUGAUACCAAGCCGCCCGGCUACUGCGAUUCCGGAUCCGUUUAA
Molecule: messenger RNA, 2130 nt
Organism: Aspergillus clavatus NRRL 1
Lineage: Eukaryota; Fungi; Ascomycota; Eurotiomycetes; Eurotiales; Aspergillaceae
Product: putative amino acid transporter
Exons: 3
Coding region: 1-2130 (709 amino acids)
Biological process (GO): amino acid transmembrane transport
Molecular function (GO): amino acid transmembrane transporter activity
Source: RefSeq, a predicted model, not a curated record